Molecule: messenger RNA, 766 nt
Organism: Cricetulus griseus (Chinese hamster)
Lineage: Eukaryota; Metazoa; Chordata; Mammalia; Rodentia; Cricetidae
Source: RefSeq, a predicted model, not a curated record
ACAAGGUCAGUUCUGCUGACUCUGCUAAUCAGCUUGAACCUCCUAAUCCAUUCCCAGGAACUUGAGGAAACACAGCCGGUGACUUGGGAGAGGUGGCCCCUCACCUGUGGCCUUCUUCGGCAGAGCUGGUCUUCAGGGGGGAUGGGGCAUCUGAGCCAUGUGCACCACCCUCUUCCUGCUCAGCUUGGCCAUGCUGUGGCGCCGCAGAUUUGGCAACCGGGUGGAACCAGAGCCCAGCACAGUGGACGGGGCAGCUGUGGGCAGCGCCGACACAGACCUUCAGGCAUCCGGCAGGGAAAAGGAACCUGUGAGGUAGGCCCUCACUUCUUCAGGCAGCUCAGCUCUGGGGACUGUGACCCACCGGCCCAGACAGCUGGAGUCCUGGCUCACCCACUACCCCAGGAGGCUGUUGUGGGUCUGGAAGCAGCAGCAGCAGGGGGAACGGGAGAAGCAGCCAUGGAGAGAGGCAUUUGGCUCUUGCUUUGAAGGAAGUCUCACAGAUUCCAGACGGCUGCGGCAAGCCCAAGCAUCCCGUGUCUACAGUGUCCCCAAGCCAGAAGAGAGGCUGUUGUUUUUAAAGAAGAAUUCCCCAGACUUGGCUAGAAUUGUAUUGGAGACAGGAUGGAAGAAGACCAGCUUCCAGGCCAGCCACCAACAUGCCUGCAUACAGACACUCUUCCCGUCAUAUCACUGGUGCCAUCACUUGGAGUGUAAGCAGCCAGCUGCUGGGAGGGCACCACCAACCCUCCUUCAUGAUCUUAUGAAU